AUGAUUGAAGCACAGCUCCAGCAGAUGACGCUCCGCUCAGAGACCCAGCAUCCAUCUGCAGUGCUGGCAUCUCAAGCACCUGAUCUUAUUCAUCGUCUGAACAAGCCUACACCAUGGACCUACACCAUGAGCCUACACCAUGAGCCUACGCUAUGGACCUACGCCAUGAGCCUACCCCAUGAGCCUACGCCAUGGACCUACGCCAUGAGCCUACACCACAAGCCCACGCCACGGGCCUACACCAUGAGCCUACGCCAUGGACCUACACCAUGA
Messenger RNA from Knipowitschia caucasica, 273 nucleotides. The record is from the annotation of a GenBank genome assembly. Lineage: Eukaryota; Metazoa; Chordata; Actinopteri; Gobiiformes; Gobiidae.